Penaeus indicus is the source of this 1102-nucleotide messenger RNA. RefSeq names its product SWI/SNF nucleosome remodeling complex component-like. NCBI's taxonomy places the organism in Eukaryota, Metazoa, Arthropoda, Malacostraca, Decapoda, Penaeidae. Gene Ontology annotation, cellular component: SWI/SNF superfamily-type complex. The transcript has 2 exons. The record is from RefSeq and is a predicted model, not a curated record. Gene Ontology annotation, molecular function: DNA binding. The coding region runs from base 519 to 836 and encodes 105 amino acids.
GGUGAAUCUUGGAAAGCUUGGGGAUUUAUAUAUCUAAGAGGUUUGCUAUAUUCAGGGACCAUAUCAAACUAUGAAACGAAUUUAUUGUAAUGUUAAUCAAUAAAGUAUUCCAGAGCCUGCGCGACCGUCGCUAGGUGCAGAUGGCCCUCGCGCUCCCAGGCGUCCAACACAGUCUCGUAAAAAUUUAACCUCCCUUUUAUAUCACAGCUCCGCGUGAGUAACACGAACUGAAAAAAAUAUUCCCCUGGGCCCUUAUAUUUUUCGGAACCAUGUUAUAAAAUAAAAUCCGGCGCCGGUGAGGAAAACGCGCGGGUAUCGUUAGUGCGUUGUGGUGGCGGCGACGUGCGAGGCGGAGUGCUGGAACGCGUGGUGUGAGGCGCUCGCGAUCAGCAGGACCGGCGGUGCGCCCUGACUCCGCUUCCUCGGUGCCCUGUGGCCGCUCGUGACUGCCGCCCUGCCCCGGAAAUGUGUUCUCGGUGUCUCUGAGUGAGUGCUCUCGCGUGUGAUCCCGAGGAAAAAUGUCUAAGGAUAGGAGCAAAGACGCAGAGGCGUAUGACCGGGAAUAUGAUGCGUUUCUCAAGCAGCUUGAGGAGUUUCAUCAGCAGAGGGGGACGCCCUUCAAGCGGCUGCCCCGCAUCAACGGCAAGGGAGUGGACCUGUACCUGCUCUACGUGGUGGUGACGGCGCGCGGCGGCUGGCAGAAGGUCGGUGUCUCGCCACUCGUAUUUUCCCGCCACGGGUUCAGGCCACUGGCACUGGCACCUCACGCACGACAAGCACACUCACCUCGCGCUAUCACUCCACUCAUUCACUCACACUACUCACUCACAGCCUGAGACGUGACCAGCGCUGCCCCUGGGGUGGCGUUCUUACCCCGGGUCCUCCUGUCAACGGGCUCUUCCUGUUGCCCUCCUUGUGCUCUCCUCUUGUCCGUCUAUCGUCCUUCUCCCUCCCGUCCCUUUACCAUCUAUUCGCUUCUGCCUUCAUCUCUGUUCCAUCUCUUUAUCAUCCUCUUGUCUCCUCCCCUUUUAGUUGCAUCCAUUCCAGCCUUCCACCAGUCGUAGGCAUUCUGUUCAUGGGGUGGGAGGCAGGAAGAAUUUCA